GCAGUCGUAUUCUGAGGUCGGGGCAUUUCCGCAUCGAUAUCAUGUUGAUGGAGCUCCAUGUGCGACUAACUAUCUGAGUCAGAUUGAUUUCAGAUCAUCUAUGGGUCCCCGAUGGUCCUCUCAGUGUUGGACUGAAACAACUUAUUUAAGUUUGGUAGAGGAGCUUAAUGCCCCUUGCUCUGAAGUGUCUACAAUUACUUACAUGGAUAUCCUGAAAGAUAAGAUGCAGAAUUUAGUGGAGAACUACAAUCUGGCACACAAAAAUCAGUAUUUUGUUUGACCAUUGGACAGCAAGAGCUUUUGCUGAAAUUACUGUACAUAGAAUAUAUGAGCUGCCUGUAAUAAACCUACAACACUUCUAUGUGUCGUACGAUGGAGUUGUGAAAAGGAUUUAUUACUUGACAUGGUUGCCAGAUGUCCAGGAGUUCUAUCUUGAUCAAUGCUUCCCUUUUUCUCGCCUCUUCCUUUUUGAAAGGGGGUUUGGGGUUGCUUGCUAUUGGUACAAGCACCUUCCUUAUUAGUUGCCUUCUAUAUUGAUCAUUUUAUAUCGGUAAGUACUAGAUAUACCUGUCUUUUUAUUAGGUCUCUUCUACUCCAUUUGAUACUCCUUAAUGUGAACUUUAAUAUAUGCCUGAUAAAGUUUCGUAUGUUGGUAGAAUUUCAUCUCGUCUUGCCAAAGAUGAUCGAAAAAAAUAUGCCAAAGAAUAAUCGUAUCUCUUAUGUACAUGUGUCUCUUUGCCUAGAAUAUUUAAAUAUAAGCAACAUGAGCCAUUCAAUUAAGUAUGGUUUUAAUGCAUUCUUUCAUUAUGUUUUUGCUUCUUUCUUCCUAAGCCCAUGCGAAGAGAAGUGAUUGAUUUCAUUAGAUCAAGAUGCCCCAAAGUUAACUGGUUUUUGUUCCUUACUAGGCAAGGCAUCUCUUGUCUGGACUUCGACAAUAAGGGUUACUACUUGGCAUCUGUAACAAAAUCAGGCUGCCUGACAAUUCAUGAUUUUGAAACCCUUUACUGUCAGAGUAAUCAACCAUGUUCAAAGGAGAUUGAAGCCAAAAACGUGAUGCAUCUUUCCUCACCAGAACAACUUGAUGUUGUUCGUUGGAAUGUUGCUUGCCAAAAUGAGGUUGUUUGUGCAUCUCUGAAGAGUAAUGAAAUAUCUUUGUUCGAUAUUGGCUAUAUUUCCUCCGAGCCAGUUGAAAUUUUAAGAGCAAGGCAGUCUGUCAACGUUCGCGGGUCCAAUGUACAUAAAGGUUUCUCCGACAUUGCUUUCACUUCUACAGCUGCCACAAGGCUAUUUGCUUCUGAUACACAUGGUACAGUUAAUAUAUGGGAUAGAAGAGUGAGUGUCUUUCCAUAUGUGGAGCUCACUACUGGUUCGCAUGAUUCACUUAACAGUCUCCAAUUAAACAUUGAAAAUCAGACCAUCUUUGGAGCUGGUAAGCAUGGCAUGAUUUAUAUGUGGGAUAUUCGUGGAGGAAGGACAGAAACUGGUGCUUUUCAACGUCCUGGAGAGGUGCAAAAUUUGCCUCUUACGUCAUUCAAGGUGACUGCAAUGCUGGACAAAAUCGAGACUUUAAAGGCACAAUCAGACAUUGUUACCAAGGAAGUACACUCGAUUGAUCUUGAUCCUUCUUGCCCAUAUCAAUUGGCAUUUCAUCUUGAUGAUGGCUGGUCUGGAGUUUUGGAUCUCUACAAUCACUGUGUAACUCAUAUUCACUGCCCUCCCCCAGCAUGGCUGAUGGGUGCCGAUCUGUCAAGCAAUUUAUUCUACUUGAGGAAACCAUCAUGGCUUCCAACAUAUUCGAUCUAUGCGGUUCCAUCAGUACCUGAAAAUGGAAUUCAUAUUCUGGAUUUCUUUCCAGAUGUCAGUUCCCCCAGUCAUGUGGACUAUUUUGAAGAUAUGCGUAAGUCUUCCAAAGUUAGUAGCCGAACUAGGCGAAAUAGAUCUAUUCCUCUGUCUGAAGGUGUCACAGCAUGCGCUACUCAUCCGGCCAAUGGUACCAUAAUUGCUGGAACGGAGCUUGCUUCACUGCUGUUGAUAUCUCAAAAGCAUGAGAGGCUCUCGGGUGAAUAAUGUUUGUUGAAGCCCCAAGGAAGAAGAUGGUAUUCUGCUGGAAAUGAGCUCUAUAAUCCAGUGGAGGUGUUGAAUUAACCGAAGAAUUUUGCAGAACAGAAUCUCUCAUUGCGACCCUACAAAACAGAGAAUCGAAUGGCUUUGAGGCCCCUGGUAAAGAGGAAAAGGCUGCAGAAGGAUUUGACUUUCAUGGGAUACUGUAGAAAACAGAAGAUACAGAUAACUGAUGAGCAUUGCAAAAGAAGCAGUACAUAGGUACUACUGUAAAUGUGAAGACUGGGAGUAGUUUCUCUAUUGGCCUCAGUGAUAGCUCCUUUAUGUGUUUAGCCAUUACUGUGCAGUCGGCUUGAGUAGUGAAUUUAGGGUCCUCGGAAACAUUUCUCCUUGAGGCUUCUUUUAA
Molecule: messenger RNA, 2467 nt
Organism: Rhodamnia argentea
Lineage: Eukaryota; Viridiplantae; Streptophyta; Magnoliopsida; Myrtales; Myrtaceae
Exons: 17
Coding region: 835-2067 (410 amino acids)
Molecular function (GO): protein binding
Source: RefSeq, a predicted model, not a curated record